GAUAAAGUGUAUAAAAGCAGGCACCUCAGGACUUAAAACUCAGAACCAUCUCGUCCUUAGGUGCGUUGAGACUAAAGAAUUACUAGGAGUCUUCUGUAGGUUAUCUCAAAUACCACUAAAAAUGGAGUUCUGCUUCGGAUUACAGACCCAUGGAUCUAAGACCUCUACCUCAUGGAUGCACUUGACCUUUCUUUGCUCAAUGCUGUGCAUGUGGACUAGUGUAGAGUGUUGGUCCUACUACUACUCUAACACCACCAUGAACUGGCACGAAGCUAGAACCUGGUGCCAGGUGAACUACACAGACAUGGUGGCCAUCCAGAACAAGGAGGAGAUCGAGUAUCUGAACAACUGGCUGCCCAAGAAAUCCACCUACUACUGGAUUGGAAUCCGCAAGGUCAAUAAUGUCUGGACCUGGGUAGGGACCAACAAGUCUCUGACAGCAGAAGCAACCAACUGGGCAAAGGGCGAACCAAACAAUGGCAAGAACAGACAGAGUUCUGGCAUGAAUGAGGAUUGUGUGGAGAUGUACAUUAAAAGGAAUAUACAGCCAGGCAAGUGGAAUGAUGAGAGGUGCGGGAAGAAGAAGACCGCUCUGUGCUACACAGCUGCCUGUAAGAAAGACUCAUGCCGCUAUGGAGACUGUGUGGAAACCAUUAACAGCCACAAGUGUGCUUGCUUUGAAGGCUUUUAUGGAGAGGAGUGUGAGCAAGUUGUUAAGUGUAACAAAGAGGAGGUGACCACCCCAUAUAAGGGAAGUGUAAAUUGCACUCAUAAGUAUGGAGACUUCUCCUACGACUCCUUGUGCCAGUAUUCCUGUGAGGACGGAUACCAGCUGAGUACACCAAGACCCCUGACAUGCACUGCCUCGAAAGAGUGGUCAGAGCAGCCUCCUACAUGUGAAUUGGUUCAGUGUCAGGAGCUGUCUCAUCCAGCAAGAGGAUCCAUGAACUGCUUCAAUCCUCUGGGCCCCUCCAGCUAUCAGUCCACCUGUGUGUUCACCUGCGAUGAAGGCUAUGUUCUCGUUGGUUCCUCGUCUAACACUCUGCAAUGUGAAGCAUCAGGAAUUUGGAAUUCCUCACAGCCGUUUUGUGUUGCUUUACAGUGCCCUGCUCUCCAGGAGCUAGAGAAUGGCAUUGUCAGCUGUGGAGAAGAUGCAGACAUGAGGUUUAGCUACGGAAACACCUGCAGCUUCAGCUGUGCCUCCGGCUACCACUUGGUGGGACCGAGCAGGGUGACAUGCACGUCAGCAGCUGAGUGGAGUGAGAGGAUGCCUCGCUGUGAAGCCAUCACUUGCCAGAAUCCAGAGGGAGAAGCUCACCUGAUCACCCAGUGCAGCCAACAUCUGACUGAACUGUGGCCAGACUCCAACUGCAGCUUCAGCUGUAAAGCAGGCUUUGAACUGGAGGGAGCGCACACCAUUCACUGUUCUGAGGAUGGACAGUGGAACAAAGCCAUACCCACCUGCAAAGCAAUAGGAUGUCCUGCUCCCGAGAUUCCAACAAGUGCCCAGAUCAUCUGCAGCCCUUCUCUGUCUUCACCUGUUUCUUCCGUGACCCCCCAUCCGCUUGGUAUGGUCUGCAAUUUUAGCUGUGAUGAAGGCCAUGAGCUUCAUGGUGCACUCAGCAUGGAGUGUGCACAUCCUGGCCACUGGACCUCCACGCCACCAACCUGCACAGCAGUGAGAUGCCCGUUGCUUGAAGCUCCUGAAAACGGUCAUAUCAACUGCUCAAGCAGUGAGCCAGUGUACAACUCACAGUGCUCCUUCACAUGCAGUCAAGAUUACUCAUUAGAUGGACAUGACCUGCUGACCUGUGAUCUUCAUGGCAACUGGACUGGAGAGAAACCCACCUGCCAAGCUCCACCUUCUCCGAUUACUGUCAUUGCUUCUGGUGUGGCAACAGGGGGCUUAUUAUCUGGUCUGUCUCUGGCUAUGUGGAUCCUGAAACGACUGAAGCAGAAAGCCACCAAGUUUGAGCUGAACAGCAACUCUGACAUAGAGGACCCUCCACAGGUCUACAAAAACAGCAUUGACACUGCGGAAUGCCCCCCUCUGUCUCAGCCUGAAAACGGAUAUCUUAGCUGCUCAGGAGGAAAACAGACAUUCAACUCAACCUGUGGCUUUAAAUGCUACCCAGGCUUCCUGAUCAUAGGCUCGCCGGCUGUUACCUGUGGGGUCACCGGGAUGUUUCAAGAAUCAGCUGACACUAGACAAAGCCUGCACCACAGGGUGCUGAUAGCUGCAUUACUUCUAUUUGCCCAAGACCUGAGCAGUGGCGGAGGAGCACAGGCAUGGACCUACAACUACAGCAUCAGUCCAAACCGUAGAUGGGUUGAGGCCCGCCAGUGGUGCCAGGAGCACUUCACAGACAUGGUGGCCAUCCAGAACCAGGAGGAGACUGACUUCCUCAACAAUCUGCUGCCGUUCAACCAAAAAUAUUACUGGAUAGGCAUUCACAAAGUGGGUGGAGGGUGGAUUUGGGAGACAACUGAUGAGAAGGUGCCUGAAGAGGCUCAGAAUUGGGCGCCAGAGGAGCCAGAUAACUUGGCGGGUCAGGACUGUGUGGAGAUUUAUAUUAAGAGGGAGAAAGACACAGCCAAGUGGAACAAUGAGAACUGUCGCAAGAAGAAGGGAACCAUCUGCUACACUGCCUCUUGUACACAGGAUUCCUGCAGUGCCUAUGCAGACUGUGUGGAGACCAUAGGGAACUAUACCUGCCAGUGCCAUCCUGGUUUCCUGGGGUCACGUUGUGAAGAGGCAAUUUCAUGCAAACCCUUGCUGGACCCAGAAAAUGGUUCUCACAACUGUUUCCAUCCCUAUGGGUCCAGUCGUUUCAACUCUUCCUGCCAUUUCCACUGUGAACUUGGCUUUCAGUUGGUAGGCGUGCCUGAGCUGCUAUGCCAGGCCAGUGGACAUUGGAACCACCCUGUUCCUCUGUGUCAAGUUGAACAGUGUCCAGUUCUGAACCACACCAACAUCAGCGCAGGUAGUAUGAACUGCAGCCAUCCCAUUGCACCUUACAGCUACAACUCCACCUGUGAGGUCACGUGUGACGAAGGCUAUGAGCCCAGUGGACAGGACCAGAUGCGUUGUGACCACACUGGCCAGUGGACAGCCAGUGUCCCAGCUUGCACAAUGAUAAAGUGCUCCCCCAUUUUCUUUCCUACUACGGGCAACGUGACAUGUGUGGAUACGCUGGAGCCUUUCUCCUUUGGCUCACGGUGUAACUUCACCUGCCAGGAAGGCUACUACCUGACUGGAGACAACACACUCACCUGUCUGGCCUCUGGACAAUGGAGCAAACCUACACCUACAUGCACAAUGGUACAGUGCAACAGUCUAAAGGCUCCACCCCGUGCCUCCUUGCAAUGCCAGGACCCUCUAGGAGUGUACAGCUAUGGCUCAAUGUGCACCGUGCAAUGUGAAGAAGGAUUUGAUGUGAUUGGCACAAACAUGACAAAUUGUUUAUCGCAAGGCAACUGGAGUCAUGCACUUCCUAUUUGCCAGGCUAAGAGGUGUAAUCCAAAAAAAUCCCCUUCUCAUGGCUCCCUAUCCUGUUCUGACCCAAAUGGUUCCUUCAGUUUUGGUUCUCGGUGCACAACAGCCUGUGACGAGGGCUUUCUACUGAAUGGGACAGCCAGCACUGAGUGCAACUCCCUGGGCAUGUGGAGUGCAGACAUACCACGUUGCUUGGCUAAGAGAUGUCCCACUCUGAGCUCUCCCUCUCAUGGCUCCUUAUUGUGCUCUGAUCCCCAUGAAGAGUUCAGUUUUGGUUCUCAGUGCACAUCAACUUGUGAGGAGGGCUUUGUUCUGAAAGGCACGGCUGACACAGAGUGCACCUCUCUGGGCAUGUGGAGCGCAGACAUCCCUUAUUGUUUGGCUAAGAGAUGUCCCACUCUGAACUCCUCUUCUCAUGGCUCCUUAGUCUGUUCUGCUCCCUAUGGAGAGUUCAAUUUUGGUUCUCGGUGCACACAAACUUGUAGGGAAGGCUUUGUCCUGAAAGGCAUGGCUGACACAGAGUGCACCUCUCUGGGCAUGUGGAGCAGAGAAAUACCCCGUUGUCUGGCACACCCAUGCCCCCUACUGGCCAGUGCGCCACAACAUGGGAGGAUGAACUGUAGCCAUCCAUAUUCCCCUUUCAGCUAUGGCUCCCUCUGUGACUUUGAAUGCAAUGAGGGAUUCUGGCUGAGAGGAACACCAACUAUGACAUGCAACAACUCAGGCCACUGGAGUCAGGAUCUACCUACCUGCCAGCCGGUACAGUGUAAGGCCAUUCAUGCCUUGCCUUUACCCCUGUCUAUGAACUGCUCCCAUCCUCUGGGGAACUUCAGCUUUGGCUCCAGGUGUCUUUUCUCCUGUAAAGAGGGACACUCCCGGAAUGGCACAGAGGUGCUGUUUUGCUCCUCCACUGGGUUUUGGAGUGACAGUCUGCCUAAAUGCACAGUGGAAGGUAUGCCGGUGGGAACUGCCAUGCUGAUGUAUAUGGGUGUAGGUGCAGCCUCUGUUGUUGUGCCACUUGUCCUGAUAGGACUGGGUUUGUUGAUCAUGACGCGAUUUAAGAAAAGAGGAAAUACCAUCAUGUCUGAUGUGCCAGCAUGGGGAGACAGAGAGAAUCCAGCAUUUGAAUUUUGAUUUAUUUGUUCUUUUUCUUAAUUUUGCCGCAAAUCAUUUCAAAUAUUGCAACCUAAUGCUUGCUAUUAUUAUAUGAAGCUUGGUAGUUUUUGCAUGAUAAUGGUACCAACCAACCACUGGUAGGAUCAGAGCUUCACAUUAACUGUGAUUUUAAUUUCCACUCAGAUAAUCCUUAACAUUUAGAUAAUCAUGCACAUUUUGCAUGAAAACCUUCACCUUUUGUUAUUAAAGAACCCAAAUCAUGAUACACAAUGAAUGUAUGAUACACAUAAAGUAAAGUUUGUGUGGAGCUUUUGCUUUGUGUCCUGCUUGUAUAUUGCUUAAUCGUCAAUAAACCAUCAACAAUU
Molecule: messenger RNA, 4977 nt
Organism: Siniperca chuatsi (mandarin fish)
Lineage: Eukaryota; Metazoa; Chordata; Actinopteri; Centrarchiformes; Sinipercidae
Product: P-selectin-like
Exons: 27
Coding region: 122-4630 (1502 amino acids)
Biological process (GO): heterophilic cell-cell adhesion; response to cytokine; leukocyte tethering or rolling
Cellular component (GO): external side of plasma membrane; membrane
Molecular function (GO): calcium ion binding; sialic acid binding; oligosaccharide binding
Source: RefSeq, a predicted model, not a curated record